AAGUAAAAUAUGCAAGAGAUGCGCGCCACCGUGAAAAUGUUAAAGAUCAAAGCAAAAUAAAAUAUGCAAGAGAUGCGUGUCACCGUGAAAAUGUUAAAGAUCAAAGCAAAUUAAAAUAUGCAAAAGACGCUCGUCACAGAGAAUUAGUUAAACGAGUUGUGAAAUCAAAGAGGCAAGAAAAUAAAGCUAAAGACAAAACACAGAAUAUGGAGUUCUUCACUGAGAGGUUUUUAAACAAAGUUGAACAUGGUCCUGAGUAUAUCUGUUGUGUCUGUUUCAGGCUGUUGUUUCCACAUCAGGUGUUGAGUUGUAGAAAGGAUUCUUAUAACAAGACUGCGGCCAUAGCUUCUUUGGCAGAUAGGUGUAUUAGAACAGACUAUUUACAUGAAUGUAGGGAGGAUUGUGUUCAGCCGUGUCAGAUAAUGGCUUCAAGUAGAGGGCAUCUUUGGAUUUGUUACACUUGUCAUCACAAAAUUUCACAUGAGCAAAUGCCUGCUGAAAGUGUAACAAAUAAUUUGGUAGUAGAUCCAGUUCCCCCAGAAUUGGCUUGUUUGAAUAGGUUAGAACAACAUUUGAUUGCUUUAAAUAUUCCGUUCAUGAAAAUGCUUGCAUUACCUAAAGGUGGGCAAAAUGGAGUUCAUGGACCAGUAACCUGCGUUCCAUCCAACGUAGUUCAAACAUCUAAAAUGUUGCCCCGAUCAAAUAUGGAGGGCUCUUUAUUGGCAGUAAAAUUAAAACGUAAGUUAACUUAUAAAGGCCAUUAUCAGUAUGAGUUUGUGGAUACGAUGCAUAUUAGGCAAGCUUUACGGUUUUUAAAGCAAUCAAAUAAGUUUUAUAAAGACAUAAAUUUUAAUGAAGAAUGGGUUAAUGAGUUGUGUGUCUUAGAGCAACCUGAGGAUGAAGAGAAGGACAAAGCAGAAGUAGUUGAGAGUACUGGGGAUGAUGUAGAAGAUGAUGAGUUGCUGCAUGAUCGGCAGCAACAUUGCAUGUUUUCAGAUACGUGUCUGAUGCCUGUAGAUAUUGGUCAGGAAGUUCUAGAUCAGUAUUUUGACAGUAUUGUUAAUGUUGCACCAGCUGAGGGUAAUAAUCCAGUUAAGUUGUUGACAGAUCGAGAAAAUGAAGCAAGGUGUUUCCCAGUGUUGUUUCCUCGAGGUCGUAAUAUGUAUCAUGAAAGCCGUGUAUAUAAUUUGUCGUUGUGCCGUUAUUUUAAUAACCGAAUUUUACAUGCGGAUAGAAGGUUUGCUCAGAAUGUAGAGUAUAUUUUCUUUGCUCAGUACAUGUCUGAGGUAGAUCAGGUUGUCUCCAAAGUAAGUAUAGCAUUAAGAAAAGGUAAAGGAGGUGAGGUGAGCGUAGAAAAGGAGGAGUCCUUGAAGCAGUUGUUGGAUGUAGAUGACGGUUUCAGGUUUCUUAAGCCGAUUAGAGGGACUCCAGCAUUUUGGCAGGGAGUACAGAAAGACCUGAUGGCUUGUGUUCGGCAACUUGGGAUUCCCACGUGGUUUUGUUCAUUCUCUUCGGCGGAUCUGAGAUGGCAAAACCUUCUUAAAACAAUUUUAAAACAGGAAGGUCGAACACAGACAUUCGAAGAGUUAGAGUGGACUGAUAGAUGCGAUCUGUUGCGUCGUAAUCCUGUCACUGCCGCCAGAAUGUUUGAUUUCCGCUGGCACUGUUUUUUGAAGGAGGUCCUUAUGUCUCCUUCAAAUCCCAUAGGAAAAAUUAUUGAUUACUUUUAUCGGGUGGAGUUUCAGUGUCGCGGGAGUCCUCAUGUGCACUGUCUUUUCUGGAUUGAAAAUGCGCCUAAAAUUAAUACAAACAAAGACGAAGAAGUGGUAGCUUUUAUUGAUAAGUAUGUAACAUGUGAGCUACCAGCACAGGAUGAGACGUUAUUGGAGAUGGUCACAUCUGUGCAGCAACAUUCAAAAAGGCAUUCAAAAAGCUGUAAGAAAGGUGGCACUGAAUGUCGCUUUAAUUUUCCCAGACCAGUGUCAGGUAGGACAUUUCUUGUUAAUGUUCAUUUGAAUACUACAAAUGAGUGUGAUAAAUGUAAGAAUAGGUUCGAUCAAAAAUACGAAGGAAAACAGUGCACAUGUGGAAAUGAGUACUACUAUAAUCUGCUAAAGGUUGAUAAGGAUUUGGCAGUACGCACUCUGGAGUCAGUGAAAAAGGCGUUAAAAGAUGAGAACAAGACGUUUAAUAGUUUAGAUGAGUUGUUUCAUAGUUUAAAUAUCAAUCAGCAAAUAUUUGAAAUAUGUUACAAACGUCUAAAUAUGAAUAAAACCCAAAUUGUAUAUAAAAGAGACAUUAACGAAGCAUGGAUUAAUCCAUAUAACAAGUCUCUAUUAAAAUGCUGGAAUGCAAAUUUAGAUAUUCAAUUUGUGACAGACGCGUACGCCGUUAUAGUUUAUAUUAUUUCAUACAUUAGCAAAUCAGAAAAAGAGGUAGGAUUGUUGCUUAGUAAAGCUCAUAAAGAAGCAACAAAAGAUGACAACGUCAGUGCAAAAGAGGCACUGAAACAAAUUGGCAGCGUUUAUCUAAACAGUCGCGACGUGUCUGCUCAAGAAGCAGUUUAUAGAUUAACGGGAAUGCAUUUGAAGGAGAAUUCGCGUAAAGUAGAGUUUAUACCAACAGGGGACAAAAUAGUUAAAAUGAGUAAACCAAUUAGUGUUAUCCAAGAAUGUGGGCUAACGGGAGAUGAUGUGUGGAUGGUUAGUAUCGUAGAUCGUUAUAGAAGUAGGCCUAAUAAUAGCACUUUUAAUGACAUGUGCAUAGCAACGUUUGUGUCUGAAUAUCGUCUUUUAAAACGAAAUGAAAAAUCAAAGAAUGCGAUUCAGUUGCAAAGGGGAUUAGGGUUUAUUAUUAAAAGAACGCGAACAAAACCCGCUGUAGUUCGUUAUGCGCGCUUUUCAAAAACAAAAAACCCCGAAUUAUAUUUUAAAAGCCAGUUACAGUUGUUUUUGCCGUACCGCGUAGAAGAUGACUUAAAAGCUGCUGAUUGCAAAACGUUUGAACAAUUUUAUGAAAAUGGUUCCGUGAUCUUUAGUGAUGGAUCAGAACACACCGUGAAAUCUGUCGUCGAUACGAAUAGGAACAAAUUUGAGGUAGAAGAUUCAGAAGAAUUAGAAGAGUUGCAAAAGAAACUUGAAAAUGAGGGUGGUCCUGAAGUUGCCUGGGGAAAUCUGUGCCCCGAAAAAGAAGUAGAGCGUUUAGAGUGUCAAGAAGAAAUUAGAGAAAAAGAACAGACACCUGCGGAAGAUGCAGAAGAAAUAGGUCGGGAACUCGUAGACAACAUUCCAGAUUUGGCUGUUAGGAAUGAUCAGGUGUGUCAAUUAGAAAAGAAUAAUAAUGUAAUUAGUAGGCGUGAGGGCUUAGAAUUAAUUAGAUCUCUGAAUGAGAUGCAGCUGUCAGUCUUCUAUAAAAUCCGUAACUGGUGUUUAGAUAAAGUCAAUGGUAGAAACCCAGAACCCCUCCAUGUGUUUAUAUCUGGAGGAGCUGGAGUUGGAAAGAGCUACCUAGUUAAAGCGAUUCAAUACGAGGCCACAAGGUUAUUGUCACCAACUUGUCAGAAUCCAGAUAACAUUUGUGUUUUAUUAACGGCUCCGACCGGAAUAGCUGCUUAUAAUUUAAAGGCAGCGACUAUCCACAGUACAUUUGGCAUUGGCAAAGACGUGAGCCUACCUUACACACCUUUGAGUGAGGAAAAGCUCAAUUCUUUGCGUGUUAAAUAUAGUGAUUUGCAGAUAGUCAUAAUUGAUGAAAUUUCCAUGGUCAAUCAUAAUUUAUUGGCUUAUGUCCAUGGCAGAUUAAGACAAAUCAAACAAACUGGUGACUAUAACCCUUUCGGUAAUGUGAGCAUAAUCGCGGUCGGAGAUUUUUAUCAGUUGCCCCCAGUAAAGGGGAAAGCGUUGUAUGUACAAGAUGUACAAAUGAACUUGUGGUCUAGUUUAUUUCAUCUUGUAGAGUUAAAAACAAUAGUUAGGCAAAAAGAUGAAGAGUUUGCGCAAUUAUUAAAUAGAAUGCGAACACACAGAAAAGGUACGCCAAUGUUAGCAGACGAUAUAAACGUCUUAAAACGGUGUGAAACAGGUGAAGAGAGCACAGCCUUACACAUCUUUGCUACAAAUUCCCAGGUUGAUGAAUAUAAUGAGGAACAGUUAAUGAGCAUAUGUCCUGACUACAUAGUUAUAACUGCACAGGACUUUGGUUAUAAUAAAAAAACUGGUAAAUUAGAGUUAAAGCCAGAUCAUCAUAUUAGGGCCAAGAAAACAGCUUUACAAAGAGAGCUGUUAUUGGGUAAAAAUGCUCGAGUCAUGUUGUCUCAAAACAUCGAUGUCAAUGACGGUUUAGUAAAUGGUGUAUGUGGCACAGUGAUAUACAUAGAACAGCCUGAUAAGAAUAUGUUUCCUCCCAGAGUAUAUGUUAAAUUUGAUGAUGAUAAGGUAGGCCUAAAGACGAGGAAACAAACCAUUUAUCCAUCAGCAGAGUUAAUGGGUUCAGUACCAAUUGAACCUCAGGAAGAGAGAGCCAAUAAAAAAGGCCUGAGACGACAGUUUCCUUUAAAGUUAGCUUGGGCCUGUACUGUACACAAAGUACAGGGCCUUACAGUAGAUAGUGCUGUUGUCUCUUUAGCUAAGGUCUUUGCACCAGGACAGGCAUAUGUGGCAUUAAGCAGAGUUAGAAGCCUGUCUGGUUUAAUUAUUCAAGAGUUUAAAGAAAAGUCUGUUUAUUGUAAUGACAAGAUUGAACAGGCGAUUGCUAAUAUGCCACCAUUUAUAACUGAAAGCCACACAGUAGUAAAAGAUGGUUUUAGAGUAUUUCUAAUAAAUGUUCAAAGUUUAAAUCGCCAUGUCUCAGAUUUGGCCCACUGUGCACAGCAUUUGCAGCCUAACUGUAUUGCUGUGACAGAGACAUGGAUACCUGCUGAUGUUAGCUUAGAUUCUGUAGAAAUCACUGGUUAUAGGUUUAGUAAUGCCCCACGCAGUUUAGCCUAUCAUAGCGAUAAUCCAGUGUUAAUGUCCCUUAAAGGCCAACAACAUGGUGGCGUUGGCAUGUACUGUGACAGUAAUGUAGAAUUUGAAAGUGUCACAGUUGCAGGUUUAAAUAUAGUGUUUAGCUGUAAAAUGUGUCACAUACAACAUUUUAAUAGCAGCCAUUUACAGGCCACCAUCAUAUCCUGUGUCUCUCUUUUUCAGGCAUUUUGAAGAAUUGUUAAGUGUGUUAGAGUCACAAAGUGGAACCAUUGUUGUUUUGGGUGAUUUCAAUGAGGACAUUUUGAAGUCCUCAACAAUUUGUCAGAAAAU
Messenger RNA from Melanotaenia boesemani (Boeseman's rainbowfish), 5294 nucleotides. RefSeq lists its product as uncharacterized. The transcript has a single exon. The coding region runs from base 207 to 5195 and encodes 1662 amino acids. Gene Ontology annotation, biological process: DNA repair; telomere maintenance. The record is from RefSeq and is a predicted model, not a curated record. Lineage: Eukaryota; Metazoa; Chordata; Actinopteri; Atheriniformes; Melanotaeniidae. Gene Ontology annotation, molecular function: DNA helicase activity.